Trichoderma atroviride IMI 206040 is the source of this 3420-nucleotide messenger RNA. The record is from RefSeq and is a predicted model, not a curated record. NCBI's taxonomy places the organism in Eukaryota, Fungi, Ascomycota, Sordariomycetes, Hypocreales, Hypocreaceae.
AUGGCGGGCGCGGUGCGGCAGCCUAUUGACGAGAAGGCGUUUGGAAAGUUUCUAGAGGAGAAUGUACCGAUAAUCAAGACACCGGUUGAUCUGAAGCAGGCAACUAACCUGGCUUUGUUACUCCAGUUCGGCUUCGGUCAAUCCAACCCAACAUACCAAAUCACCGACGCCGCCGGCAACCGCUACGUGAUGCGCAAGAAGCCCCCCGGAAAGCUCAUCUCCAAGACGGCGCACAAGGUCGAGCGCGAGUACCGCGCGCUGCACGCCCUCGAGGCGACCGACGUGGCCGUGCCCAAGACGUACUGCCUCUGCGAGGACGACUCGGUGAUUGGCACGCCGUUUUACAUCAUGGAGUUUCUGGACGGGCGCAUCUUUGAGGACUUUUUGAUGCCCGGCGUCGCGAGCCCGGCGGAGAGGACGGCGCUGUGGAAGGAGGCCAUCCAGACGCUGGCGAGGCUGCAUGCCGUGGACGUGCACAAGGUCGGGCUGGACAAGUUUGGCAAGGCGACGGGGUUUUACAGCAGGCAGACGCAGACGUGGGCGACGAUUUGCAUCAGCCAGAGCAAGGCGGUGGAUGUUGAGACGAAGGAGCCGGUGGGACAGCUGCCGCAUUUCGAUGAGCUGGUGGGCUUCUUUCAGAAUGAGAGGCUGCAGCCCAAGGAUAGGACGACGCUGGUGCACGGGGACUUUAAGAUUGACAACUUGGUUUUUCACAAGACGGAGCCCCGGGUGAUUGGCAUCUUGGACUGGGAAAUGUCUACGAUAGGCCACCCCCUGUCCGACGUGUGCAACUUCAUCACGCAGUUCUACCUCGCCCGCUCGCCCGGCACGUCGGCGUCGAGCAGCAGCGCCGGCUUCCUGCCCGGCGCGACGCCCGGCCUGCCGCAGCCCGAGGACAUUUUGCAGUGGUACACGGCGAUUGCGGGCUACGACCCGCGGCCGGAGCUCAGCUGGGGCGCGGCCUUUAACAUCUUCAAGCUGGCGGGCGUGUGCCAGGGCAUUGCGGCGCGGGUGGCGGCGCGGCAGGCGAGCAGCGCAAAGGCGAAGCAGCAUGCUGAUACGAGGGGGUUGCUGGGGGAGUUUGCGUGGGUGUUGGCGGAGGAGGCGAGGGCUGGAUCUGCGGUGAAGGAGGCCAACGCGCCAAUUCUCAUGACAGAACGGCGGCGGCGGCUCAGAAUCCCCGGCGAACCCGACGAGCGCCGUCCGCUGCUCAGCAGGCUUUCCACCGAGCGCGCGGACAAUGGCGAGCACGUCUUCAGCUGCCGGACGAACCCUCACAGCGAGCUGCCCGUGUACACAAACAUCCACCGCAUCCGGCGCGACAUUGUGAGCGUGGUGGAGGAUUAUCUAACGCUGGAGCAGCUGCGGGAUGUCAAGAUUAAUGUGACGGUCAUCCGGCCGCUCGUGGAUAAGUUUUAUGAGCUGGGCGAUGAAUCCAUCGUGUACUGCUUGCUCGUCAACAGAGCACAAUUCCUAGACGAAGAAUCCCGGUCCAGCAACCGGCAAAACGUCAACUGGACCCGUGCCACGCUGUGUGAGCUCAUCGCCACGCGCAUCCUGCGGCGUUUCGGCGAGGAUCACGACGGCGGCGCAGAGGGGCUGCUCUUGCUGGCACACAUCCUGGUUGCCGGCUUCGAGCCGUUCCAGCACGCGCCGACCCAUGUACGAGAAGAAGCCGAAGACAAGGCCUGGUGGUCGACUCACCGGACGCUGCCGGCGCUCGAGGUCGCCAUCCUGACUGAGAGCAGACACUUUCUCAGCUCGACGACGUGUCAGAGGGUUGUGGCGGCCAUUUACGAGGGCCGUGUGAUUUACACGCCGUCCACGUCGUGGGACAUCAUUCCGGAUCACUACAAGCUGAAGCCCAUUUCGCUGUAUGAUCCGCGGGAAUCGCCGCUGCUGAACCAGUAUCGUCUGAUUGUGCCGAGGACGCGCAACUACCUGGAGGCGAUCCAGUUUACCAUCUUGCUGGGGCUGUAUGCUUCUGUCAUGACUAUGCGGAGGAAUGGCGAGAUUCCCCUGCUGGAGGCGGCGUUUUCGAUAUAUGCCUUUGGUUGGAGCCUGGACCAGUUUGCCACGAUUCUGGCGCAUGGAUGGAAUGUGUAUACGCAAAACCUCUGGUCCUUCCUCGAUGUCACCUUCAUCUUCCUCUUUGUCAUCUACAGCAGCCUGCGGAUUCAUGGACUGAGAACCGGUUUACCAGGGCCCACCGAGCAGGCCUUUGACGUCUUGGCAUUGGCGGCGCCUGUGCUCGUCCCUCGUUUGGCGUUCAACUGGCUGUCUGAUAACCUGGUCUUCUUGGCGUUGAGGUCUAUGAUGGCGGAUUUCUUCUUGCUCACGGCGCUUUCGGCGUGGUGCUUCUUUGGCUUUUUGCUGUCUUUGCUGUGGCUGGGAGAGGGAGCUCAUCCACUGCUUACGAUUUCAAAGUGGAUGAUAUACAUCUGGUUUGGGCUGGAUGGUACUGGCAUUCACCGAUCGGUGGAAUUCCACUGGUUGCUGGGACCCAUCGUCAUGAUCUCAUUUGCUUUUCUAGGCAACACCCUCUUCCUCACCAUCCUCGUUUCCAUGUUAUCCAACACGUUUAGCAACAUCUCGAGCAACGCCACCGCCGAAAUCCACUUCCGAAAGGCCGUCCGCACUCUAGAGGGUGUCAAGGCAGACGCCGUCUUUGCUUAUCAACCUCCCUUCAAUCUCGUUGCCGUUUUCCUUCUCUUGCCGCUGAAAUUCGUCGUCAGUCCGCGAUGGUUUCACAAAAUCCACGUUGCCACCGUUCGUCUAGUCAAUCUCCCCUUACUGCUGCUCAUCGCCGUUGCCGAGCGCCGUCUUCUCUGGCCGACGGACGACUUUGAGGGUAUAUCGCUGGCCCGAAAAUGGUUCUGGCAGAAAUGGCAGCUCUCAGCCUACCAGUACAUCCGAGCCGUGUUCGACGUGCCGCCUCCGGACGAUGUGCACGACGACAUUGCCGUGGACGAUGACCUGACGCACCAUCUCAUCCGGAGACAGUACCAGCGGCAGGAAUCGCAACAUACCAUACGGAAAGCCUCGCGCCGAGACUCCAUGUUUGAGAUUCCUCCAAAGCUGCGGGGCUCGCUUACGGAAACGGGCGAAGACUACGCAGAGAUGGCGAGUAGACUGGCAGCGAUGGAGAAGGCCAUGGAGCGGAUGGAGGAGAUGCUCUCGAGGCUGGUGACGCCACAGAGUGACAUUGAAGAGAGCGAUACACUGCCUGUGGGGGAUGGUACCACUCUGGACUCGACCUUUAGAGGGCAGGAAUCGAAUUUUUGAAAGGAAGUGAAUUUGUUGGAAAUUGCUGGAGCAUUUAAAUAGCGACUUUAUGUUUACGUUGAGUGGACACCAUGCCUUCUGAUGGUUCAUUUCUCAUCUUUUUUUUUUUUUUUUUUUUUGCAUUGAACAUCGGAG